This is a messenger RNA of Podarcis lilfordi (Lilford's wall lizard), 11108 nucleotides long. The record is from the annotation of a GenBank genome assembly. NCBI's taxonomy places the organism in Eukaryota, Metazoa, Chordata, Lepidosauria, Squamata, Lacertidae.
GACGCUACCCUUCCUCCUCGCGGCUGCUCUCGCGCCGCUUCAGCACGGAGCCUGGCCCUGAUUGGUGGAGCCGGCGCAGACGUUAGACCUCGCGUGGCCGGCGCUGGAGAGGAGAGGCGGAGCGGGACGGGUAAAGGAGACGGCGGUUGCUGUGGGGAUUUUCGUUGUCUCCCGAAGGUGGUAAGUCGGUGGGAGAAGGAGGAGAGGGAGGAAGGGCUGCAGGGAUGGGAGAGAGUUCGGGCCUUCACUCCACGUAGGCCCCACUGUCUUCAAUGGGCAUUGCACGCAGGUAACUGGGUGGAGGUAGAGGAGGCGGCCUUCCAAAAUAAAUCAACUCGGAUCAUUUUUUUCCUUGGUGGAGUCGAGAUUCCUGUUCAGAUCCGGCGAGUUACUUACAUGGCCUCUGGGAUCCCAAAAUCAUUGAGGAGAAAGUGAUAGUUCACAGUGUCCACCCAUACAAGACCAUUCAACAAUAAUCGGUUGAGGCAAUCUCUCCUAAUAAACAUUUAUUAUAAUGACACCACGCAGGAGGAACGUCUGGGAAUGGGAGGUUUCCCUCCCAUUACAGAACAGCUACAGAAAUUAUUAUUUUUAGCUGACAAAUAUUUGUAAACAUCCAGCGUUUGAAUUCUAGGGGUGGUGAAGAUGCAUUUCAAACUGCACAAAGAAUGUAACUAAGGACCACAGUGUGUAAUGGUAACUUUAUUAUUUAUACCCCUCCCAUCUGGCUGGGUUUCCCCAGUCACUCUGGGCGGCUUACAGCAUGUCUGAAAGCAUAAUGAAAACAUCAAGCAUUAAAAACCUCCCGAUACAGGGCUGCCUUCAGAUGUCUUCUAAAAGUUGAGCAAUUCUUUUAUCCCCUUGACAGUUCAACAGGGAGGGCAUCACUACCGAGAAGUCCCCCUCUGCCUGGUUCCCUGUAACUUCUCUUUUCGCAGUAAGGGAACCAGCAGAAGGACCUCAGGGCUGAGCGAUGGGGGUGGAGACGCUUCUUCUGGGCUGAGGCCAUUUAGACUCAGAAAUGUACCCUGUAAAAGGAACAGGGUUUCCACAUGGUUAAAUUUGGGAUUUUGUGAACUAUUGAGCAUUUUAGGUACAGUGGUACCUUGGUUUACAAACUUAAUCCGUUCCAGAAAUCUGUUCUUUAACAAAAGCGUUCUUAAACCAAGGCGUGCUUUCCCAUAGCAGCGGGGGACUCGAUUUACAAAUGGAACACACUCAACAGGAAGCGGAACAUGUUCUGCUUCCAAGGCAAAGUUCACAAACCCAAACACCUACUUCUGGGUUUGCAGCAUUCUUAAUCCAAGUUGGUCAUAAACUAAGCUGUUCUUAAACCAAGGUACCACUGUACAGUGGUACCUCUGGAUACGAACUGGAUCCGUUCCGGAGCCCUGUUCGCAUCCAGAAACAAACGCAACUCGCGUGCGCGGGUCACGAUUUGCCGCUUCUGUGCAUGUGCGUGACAUCAUUUUGACCAUCUGCACAUGCGCGAUGGGUGAAACCCGGAAGUAACGCAUUCCGUUAUUUCCGGGUCGCCGCGGAGUGCAACCCGAAAGCGCUCAACCAGAAGCAACUUCAACCCGAGGUAUGACUGUACUAGGGUGUCGCUAAUAAUGAGUGAAGGAGAAGCACUUUAAAACAUCUGGGUACUGCCUAAAUAAUUUAGAAAUUAGUAUAUGAGUGAGUGUCUUUGAUUGCAUUUCAGCAAAAGAGAUUUAUGCUUCCAAGGGAUAACGAAAAAUCUGGCCAGGAGAUUUGUGGGAACUUCUCAUAAUUUAAGGCAAUGGAAGUAAUUCCAGAACUCUAUGAUAUUUUCCAAGGAGAGGUAUGUGCUAAAACUGUUACUUUUCAGAAUGUAAUGAGCUUUGAAAUAUUUGUGUCUGCAUCAGAUUGAACUAUUUAAAUUGUCUUAUGGACACAGCCCAGAUUUAAAAUAUAUUCAGAACAAAUGUUUGAAAAAAGUAAGAAUAUCAAAUGACCCAUGUUUAGCAUUAUUUGCGUAUAUUAAAGGAUUAGAUGUGCAAGAAGGUCAGAAAGUUAUCAUUCAUCUCUCAACUGUAGCCCAAAUGACUAGCAGAAACAUGGUAAAAGCAGAAGACCCCGAAAUAGCAAGACUGGCUAAUUAAACAUUGCCCAAAUAGUUAAAUUAACUAAUAUCAUUAAAGUAAGGCAGAUGGGACAGCAGGAAAUAAUGUUAUUGAAAAGUUGAGCUUUUAUAUAGCUUAUUAGAAUGAAAAAGCUAAUGAAAUAAUGAAGCAUCAUGUGCUUUUGAGCAAAAUAUAAUACCAUAAUGAAAAGCUAUAUGUUCCUGGCAGAAAAAUAAAUGCUAUUUAAUAUAGGCAAAUAUUAUUGAAAUUGAUUGUUAAAUAUUGAGAUAUGAUAUAACCAUACACAUGAUUAAAUUGACUUUGGGGAAGGGAGAAUAUUAUUACUAAUAAUGAAAGUAAGGAUAGUAAAAAAUGAUAGUAGAUAAAUGCAUGCAAAUUUAAGAGGAGAAAGUACUCUCAUCAUGAACUUAUUUAAAUAAGUGACCUUAUUUUGCAAUUUUCCUUUUCCCUUUUCUACAUGAAUUUAUAUGUUUUACAUAUGUGCUUAUAUCCAUUUUGGAAAGCUUUCCACUUUAUAAUUUGGCAACUGGAAAAAAAGAGAAAGUAGUAAAAAAGCUGCAAGCCUGAACAAGGAACUUAUGUCUGAGUAAAUAAGAAUGAAUAGUCUUAAUAUUCCUCUUAACAGCGCAGUCAUGUUAUCUUUUUACUCCUGAAAAAAUCCAUAGACUUGGAUAGGAUAUAUCUGAAAUAGGGAAUUCUUCCUUUUGCAGCCUUGUAAACAAGCCCAUAAGUUUCUACCCUGUAAAAUGUUUUGGUACCCUGCUGGGGUCUGACAGAAGAGGAAUGGAGAGUUCAAUCCUUCCUGCAGCAGCUUGCUGAAUUUUUCUGAUGGUUAUGGAGGUGGGGCCUUCCAUUCUUCAAAAGCUUGCUUAGUUACUAUUCUGAUCUCAGAGGUGAAACAGAGUGCUCUUUUCCUCCUCUUCUAGUCUGCACACAUGCACACAGAAUUCCAUGUAGCUGCCUGCAUGCAAUCUCAUUGUCACUCAUUACUGCUGGCCUGGUGCUUAAAUACAAGGGUUGGAUUUUGGCAGGCUUCAUUGAGACUAGGUAUUCAGGUUUCAAAUGUCUUAGUGGCUAUUUUUGGUUUGAUACCUUAUAAUUUAUAACUCAUAGUGCAAACCUGGGUAUCUCUGCUUGAAAGUAAGCCCCACUGACUUCAGUUAGACUUGUAUUAAGAUAAGAAUACAUUGGAUUGCAGUCUAAAUAGUAGACUGCUUUUGAAAUGUACAACAUGGAAUGAGAUGGGGAGGAGCCAUACCUGCACAUAAACAUCCCAAGUUCAGUUCCUGCCAUGUCUAGGUAAAGAGGUCAGAUAGCCAUUGAUGAGAAAAACUUCUUCCUGAAACUCUGAUCAGCCAGUGUCACAGUAGACAAUACUGGAUUAGAUGAAAAGUUACUAUAGGGAAAUAGAAUGCCAACCCUUUUUGACCAAUAAAUGUUAUUUUCUUUACAGGUUGCUUCUGUGACAGAAUAUGGAGCAUUCAUUAAAAUUCCAGGAACAAGGAAACAAGGUUGGGAUCUCUAUCAGUUGUAUUAAAUGGUGUUUUGGUUUUUAUAGUAAAAGAUUAGAAAUCAAAAUACAGUGUUAACCCAUUAGGAUUCUUAAAACAUUUCUGUUCAUUUCAUCUGUCAAAGAACAUUACUUAACAAACUUUUUUUCUCCGUCAUACUUCUUCUUAGGCCUUGUACACAAAAGUCACAUGUCAAACUGCAGGGUGGACCAACCCUCAGAGUUGGUGGAUGUGGGAGAAAAAGUGUGGGUGAAACUUAUAGGAAAAGAGGUAAACAUUACUGUCCUGUUUCUGAGGUGAUUGUAAAAUAGGAUUUUGCACUUCAACAAAUUACAUGAAGGUUUUUGUUAAGAAAGAAGUACACACUGAUCAGCUUUUUACUUUGAAGAAAGUACCCCACAGUCCUGUCAAUGGCUGAUGUUGCGUUUAUGUUAACGUUGAAUUAAUGAUGAGAAGCCCGGUGGGAAAACAGGAGAUGCAGUACUAGCUGUGAUGACUCUUUGGUCGGGGUGUUUUCCCUUCUGUGUAGAAUGUUCCUCAUCACAAACCCCUGGUUGAUUUGUUCUUUGAGGUCUGACAAAAAAAAAAUUUCAAAAGAAUAUUUCCUUGUCUUUCAGAAGACAGAUGAGAAGUUAAAAUUGUCUCUUUCGAUGAAGGUUGUUAAUCAAGGAACUGGAAAGGACCUGGACCCCAACAAUGUGACCCUUGAGUAAGUAAAAUAUGUUGCACUUAUGUGGGAGUAUGGAUUUUUUUUAUUCUUUCAUUUUCCCCUUUAUCCUCAGGAUGUGUGGCCCUCCAGAUGUUGGACUGUAACUCCCACCCCACCCUAUCAACAUGACCAUUGGUCAGGGAUGAGGAAGCUAUAUUCCAACAAUAUCAAGAGGCCAUGGUUUCCCCAUCCUUGCUGUAUCCCAAUGGGCAGUGGUGCUGCUAGGGCCAAAUUUCUGGGUGCAUAUCUGUGACUUUGCAGCCCAGGUGGCUCCAAAUGACCUGAGAGACCAAGCAGCAGCCAGCAGGACAGGAUGUGGUGAUUGCACUGUGACAACAGCCAAGAUUCCAGCAAGUUGGAAUCCUUUUUAUUGAUUUCCCCCAGGGCAAGAGUGACAGUGAGGAGAGCCAUUCAGAUUCUGCCUUGGGGUUGUUGGACCAAUGAAGACACAGGGGCAGCCACAGAACUUUCAUUGGUUCAUCUACCGCAAGAUGAUGUCUGAUUAGCUUACCUUGCUUUCACUCUUGUCCUAGGAAAAAUAAUUUUAAAUUAAAUGGUGUAUAGGUCGCUGGAGCAGAGCCUCUGUUGCCAGGGCAGAACUAUCUUUUUUUGUGUAUCCUGGAAGGUAACCUGCAUCUGCCCUGAGAUAUCUCCUCUUCCCAAAGACUACAGAACCCCUCCAAAGUCGGAUGGCCAUAAGCUCCCCUCUGUCAAAAAGCCACACACAAAGAAAAGGAGACCUGCUAUUCCCAUUUGCUUCAAAGUAGACCACAUGAGAAGCAAAAGGCAGGGAGCAAGGAUGUGCCUUGCACAGGGUGCUAUUGUUGCAUGAAUCCUGCUUGUUCCAAUUGUCUGGGGAGAGUACCCUGUCCGCAUUGAUUUAUGUGGGUCCCCUGGAAGACACAUUGAUUGGUGCUCCCCCAAAGCUGCAGGCCCUGUUUAAAAAUGUCUGACUUAAUUUCUGACAUAAAGCUCCUUAGAAUUUUGCUAUUGGCUUCAGCUGAACUAGGAUUACACCUCAAAACAAAUGGUUUUGUCUGUGACUAAAAUCUUUUAUGUCUGCACACAGUCAAGAUGCACGGAAGAAAGGCUCAUUCAAAGACUACACCAGCCAGAAGAUCACUCUAGAAGCAGUCUUAAACACAGUUUGCAAAAAGUGUGGUUGUCCAGGUAUGUUGAGGUCAAAUUCCUAUUUAUUUAUUUUAAACAUUUGUGUCAUGUUACCUUUGUGUUUUUACAACACAAGUGAGAACUGUGCCACUUCUUUCUAACUGAGUUACUGGGGUUCAAAUAGUAACUCAUCCCUGUAGCUCUUGCUUGGUGGCCGUGGUUCAGCUACUGUAUCUCAACCUAAACUAUCUCACAGGGCUGUUGGGGGGGUAGAAAGGGGUGGGGUGCACUUUUUUUGCCAAAGGGUGGGAUAAUUGUUUGUUUAAUAAUAAUGCAGCAAGGGCAGCGAAGUUUUGAAAUACUGUUCACAACAUCUUCAAACUUAAUUGUGAGGCUAUGAAUGUUAGAAAUAUUUAGGGGGUGUUAUUACAGCACAAGUGAGAACUGGACCACUUCUUUCUAACUGAGUUUUGGGGUAGUCAAGUCUGCUCAUUCAAUUAUACUUGCAAAUAUACCUUAUACAAAUUUACCUUAAGCCAAAGGGCUGGGGUGUUUUGUUUGGGGGAGAGUUGUUGCCAUUGGUUCUUUGUAUACUUCAGGUUUUCUUGUGAUUAUUUGGAAAUUUUUCAGUUUGGUUUGUAUUUUUUUUUAAUGUCUUUUUAUUAAAGUUGGUUUGUAUUUUUUUUAAUGUAUUUUUAUUAAAGUUGGUUUGUAUUUUUAAUAUUUAUUGUCUGUGACUAUUUUUGUUAAUUGUUUUUUAUGGUGGUUUUUAUGUUGUAAGCUGCCUUGAGGAUGGUUUGAAUGGUGGAAAAGAGGCAUACAAAUAAAAUUAUGUAUGUAUGUAUGUAUAUAUAAAAGUAAUAAAGUCCUCAGUCACAAAUACCAGCAUGAGUGGAUGUGGAAAUCAGCAGUUCCCAGGCAUGCUGUAGGUAGAACUCUUACCUCCUGCUCCAGUAUAGCCAGCACAAACUUGCUUUGCAGCCUUCAAAGACUGAGGAUACAGGGAAUGGCCUCUUGCAGUUUCAGGAAAUACAGGCCAUAAUGGCAAAACUUUCCAUAGCUAGAAAAGAUGAAUACUGCUGUUUUACUUUAAGGUACUAGAAAACACAGUAGGGGCAGAGAGGUGGUAAGCAACAAGGUUUGUUUUAGUUUUUUAAUUUUUUUUAACAUUGCGUUGAAGGUCAUUUUGCAAAAGAUUGCUUUGUGCAGCCAGGAGGGACCAAGUAUACUCUGAUUCCAGAGGAAGAAGAAAUCCCUCCAGAAGAAGAAAAGAAGGCACAUAAAUCUGAAGAUUUUGUGAAGAAGAGAAAAAAGGUAAAAGAUUGGCUGACAGGAUUGAGAACAGGUAACAGUUCUGUUGCCACAUUCAUUGAGAACAAGCUCAGCAAGCUGCCAGUUACAGUGAUGUCAGCAAUCUUGUACAUAAAAGUAAGUCCAUUUGAAUCCCAGUGUCUAUAGGGAGUGGGCCUUUGCACUUUUUAAAAAGCUCUUUUUCCCCCCAAAGGCCUAUCUAAAUAUACUUAAAGAGUAAAAAAUAUUUGGUGCUCUGUGCUUAGGAUGUUUAAUUUUCUUAUCCGGGGGCAAAACUAGGCUUUAUGUGACCCAAGUCAAAGACCCAAUUUGGCGCGCGCACACAUACACACACACACAGAGGCUGGGAGCGUCAGUGACGCUCCUCUGAAGGCGUCAACCGGGGCAAAAACCUGGCUAGCUCCCCCAUAGUUACAGCACUGUUGUACCUUUACUUUUUCCUUGAUUUUAUUCUUAUAGUUUCUGUAUUCUUAUCCUGCCUUGGAUAUUUUAUAAAAAGGUGGGAUAUAAAUCUUGGUAAUAAAUAAGUGCUGCCCCUUUUUCAUCUUAGCACUUUGUAUUUUGACAACUGUUGCUGCUUUACCAUCUUAAGGGUUAGGAGCUCUGUAUCUGACUUCUUUUUAGGUUUCUGUUCAGUUUUUGCAAGUACUGUUGCUGCAAAAUGCAGCUUGGAUCAUUGAGUAGCAAGGCCUCUUUGCACAUAACAUUAAGCCAAAUAAUAGUUUGGCGCGUAUUAGCAAACAUGCAGGUUUAGCUACUCAGCAUCAGUACUGGGUGAAAAGCGCAACGGCUCCAAUCUCCCCUUAAGGAACCUGCCCAUUUGCUAGCUAGCGCUAAGCCAUAGUUCUUCUUAGUAUUACAUGUGAACCGGCUUUUAGGGAAUCAUUUCCUAAUACCCUCCAACAGAAAAUCUUACGCGCACUAAUGUAUUCUCUCUAACAGGAAAAAAAGAGAAAAAAGAAACACAAGAGCAAAACUCCUUCCGAACUGGGGGAUUCUGACAGUGGUGAGUCAGAUGCUGGUGAUGUUCAGCCAUCAAGGAAGAAAGCAAAACGGACUGAAAAAGCCAGUGCAUCCCAAAAGCGAAAAAAGAAGAAGCAUCAUAAGAAGAAGCACAAGGACUGAGAAGCGGAUCCAAGGCCGUAGGCUGUGCUGACACAGUGUGCACCCUCUGGGCUCCUCUAAUCUGCUGGAGAAAAAAAUAGUUGAGCUAGUGCAACUUGCAUUAUAACAAAAGGGGAUUCCUCCUUUGAAAAGCAACGUUGUUUUCCUACGAAUUUUUUCCACAAGGACUGCCACUUUUCUCUACAUGAAGAAGCCAGCUGCAGUUGGGUGUUCCUUACCACAGAUGUUGCCCUCAUUCAUGUGAAACGCUUCUCCUUCUGUAGCUCCUUUUUCUUCUGGGCUUUGUGCCAGGCAGUUCCUUUGGAACAACCCAGAGCCAUCUCCAUGAAGCAUGCAUGGCACUGGCAAUCAGUGCAGCUUCCUUAGCCAGGGUGGCAGCUGUGUGUUGAUUCAGCAUCUCGCCAGUCAUUCUCCGCACGCCAGCAGAAAGAGCAGUGGACUCAUCAUCUUGGCUGGUCGAUUUGUUCUGCACCGGUCACUCCACUGCAUUUUUGCCCCAUUCAUACUGCAGUACUGGAGGAAGAAAAAAAAUCAUAAACUGAGUAUCCCUAGGGGUUGCAAAAGCACAAAUCAAAAUGUGAAAACAAGCUUUGUGCUUAUAUUGCUAGCCAUUUAAACUCUGAAAUAAAGCCUUUUUUCCCUCCCAAGGUGUGAUCCCUUUCUGUUACAUUUUGGCCAAUGGAACAGCUGGGUAAUAGAAAGAAAGUAGUCUUUCUGUUGGAUACAAAAUAGUCUUUAGGGUGUGGCUGUUUUCCCAGGCUUGCUUCCCUUGUCUAUUAAAUGGCAAUCUAUGGUCAGCUUGUUUGUUUAUUACACUUAUCUGUGCUUCUGUCAUAAUGCAGCUGAAGGUAACAUGGUCUUGCUUUGAGACAGUGACCUAGCACAGCUUAGUUUCACUGGGGUUACUAUAUUGUUUGUGGUGUUGAUUUUAGACUACCACCAAGUCGUCGGUUCUUUCAGAAAGAGUGCAAGGGCUCUUCUACGUUCUGCGUAAGUGCUUCUGUCAAAACCAUGACAAGGAAAAACACUUUCCCAUGUUGGGUGUGUCACUAUGAACUAACUAGGAAGUCUCUGCCAAAAUCCUCUGCUAUGAGGCUGCUUCAGUUGGUUUGCUAACCACACGAUGUCAGGCAAGUAGAAUGAGAGCUCUUAUUCCACGUAUGAUUCACUGCUUGUGGACAUCAUACACCUGACUGCCUUUCCUAAUGACAAUAAAUCAGGCAUUCUAUUGGUCUGGUUUGCACAUCACAUUAAACUGUGGCUAAAGGAAAAUGUAAUUAAAUGUGGACAAGCAGUCUCUGGGUUGAUGCUGCUGAAAUCAUAGGUGCUUUGCUCCUCUCCUGCUUGGAAGGAAGCCAGUUAGGCUUGUCAUGACCUGGUGUGAACCUGUGGUCUGUUUCCCCAUAAGCACAAGCCUGGGUUUAGGCAACACAAAAUUCUGGAGUCUUUCCCUGCAGGAAAGGAGUAAAGCAUCAACACUUUGAGUGUGCUCUAGCAUGCUACUCAUAUAUAUUAAACGAUAGCUUGUUUUAACUAUGGUUAAAGGCAGUCCUCCAACCUUGGUGGUUUCCAGGUGCUACAACUCCCAACAGCCCAAGCCAGGAUAGCAGUGCAUGGCUAGGUUGUGGGAAUUGUAGUCCAUAGCAAUUGCAGGUUAGUAAAUGGGAGAAGGCUGGUUUGAUGUGAUGUGCAAACCAGGUCCACUUGGUUUUACUGAAGGGGAAACAGUCAUUCUCACCCAGUGCUUUGUUGCUGGAGAAUGCCAGUUGGUUCGCAAUUGCCUGCAAUUAGUCUUUGACCUGUCUAGUAGGCUGUUUGCUUUUUAAAAAAGAAUUUUGCUCUUCACUCAUGCUUCUUAAGACAGUUUACAUGGGAAAAAUUGAUGGAGGAUCUGAACUAUCCAGCCCACCAGCAGUAUAAUGGUAGUGAUGGUGGUAGUAGUAGUAGUAAAGCUAAAAAGUUUGAAUGAAUAAGGUGGUGUUCUGGCAUUGAAAGACGACCAAAUGGGCACCGAUAAGGUGGCCAGUCUGCCACUGACUUCUGGUGGGGGCACCCAGAGGACAGCCUCCAAAAAUGACAGUGCAUGAGCAGGGUGACAUGGGAACAGCUGUGGCUUCAGGUUUCCAUGGGUCCCAAGCUGUGUAGGGCUUUAAAGGUAAGCAGCAGCACUUCGAAAUUACCUUAAAAAAUGUACUGGCAGACACUGUACUGUACUGGCCAGAUGCAUUCUCAAAGAUCAACACCAGUUAAUCGUUAAUUAAUUACGGCAUUAUACAAUGCCUCUUAGUCCCUUUCUCUGCCCCACCCUCUGAGCAUGAGGUUGUUCUAAAGGGCUGUCAAGAGUUUCUUAAGGACUCCUUAAGACUCCUUAAGCGAUGAUGAUCUGAUGAUCGGAAGAUUUUUAAGCCCUGCCUUUCAAAGGAGCACAUGAGUUAAUACAUUCCUGACCACUUCUCUAUCACUGACAGAAUGGAAAUUCACAGUAAAUCAUUUAAUAAUAAGUUUUUAAAAACCCGUUUAAAAAAACAUAGGAUUUUCAAGAAGCUGGAUUCAAUCCCAGACAUACUUCCUGGCCAGUCCUGAUAUGCAUGUUCCAUGCCAGCUGCAAACAUGUCUGAGAAGGGUGCUUUUAGAAAGUAACAGCUAAAACCAUCUACUAGACAUGUGCUUUUAAAAAGGGGAAAUAGCAUCAUACUUGAUUCUCAAUGAUAAGUUCAUUGAUAUGCAAAUAGAUUUUACUUUUUGGUCAGCAUCUUCAGUGUCCGAAACAGCUGGGUUCUGAUUCUUUACUGGCAUCCUUCAGUAGUAACACCUGCUGCAAGGCAUAGUUCUUAUGGACUGCAGCAUAAUCUCCAAUGCAAGACCACAGCUGGUGUGUUUUAAAGCAGUACGUAUACUCCACAUGGAUGAGGUUGAGUUGACAUUAUUCUAGGUGUAGUUACGAUUCUCUAGUCUGCAAUAUUUAUAUUUUAAUUUGUAGAUGUUCCGGUUACUACUUUCUAAAAAUUGGGACUCUAGUAAUUAAAAAUCUGGGUUUCUUUUCCUUCUGAUUUCUGAGCUUUUGCUCACGUUGCUAUACUCCCAGCCAAUAUAAAUGGGAAAAACCAUUUAAGGAUUCUUAAUACAUGUUCAGAUGUCCCUACACCAAGGCAUUGGUUUGUAGCCUUCAGUACCACAACAGUGCAUUCUGGCAUAGUGAGCUGGUCUUCUUUCAAUAAAUGUCUAUAUGAUCUC